This is a messenger RNA of Cetraspora pellucida, 423 nucleotides long. The record is from the annotation of a GenBank genome assembly. NCBI's taxonomy places the organism in Eukaryota, Fungi, Glomeromycota, Glomeromycetes, Diversisporales, Gigasporaceae.
AUGGGGAUAAAAUACGUUCUACUGGUUAGUAGACAAGGAAAAGUAAGACUUGCAAAAUGGUUCAAUACACUUUCACCAAAAGAAAAACAAAAAAUCAUUAAAGAAGUGACACAAAUGGUACUUUCACGACGUACUAAAAUGUGUAAUUUUUUAGAAUAUAAAGGAAUUUCAGCUUCAGAUAAUGAACUUAUAACACUUGAGAUUAUUCAUCGAUACGUUGAAAUUUUAGAUAGAUAUUUUGGCAACGUUUGUGAAUUGGAUCUAAUCUUUAAUUUCCAAAAGGCAUACUAUGUUUUAGAUGAGUUGAUUAUUGCGGGUGAAAUGCAAGAAUCAAGCAAAAAGGCAGUAUUGCGUGUAGUUAAUCAACAAGAUUCGUUGGAAGAAGGCGAAAAUGGAGAGAAAGGAUGGCCAGAAAAGUCAUAA